Messenger RNA from Adineta steineri, 1293 nucleotides. NCBI's taxonomy places the organism in Eukaryota, Metazoa, Rotifera, Eurotatoria, Adinetida, Adinetidae. The record is from the annotation of a GenBank genome assembly.
AUGGGUCAACGAAUGACUCGUCGACAAGUUGCUGAAGGCCUUGAAUUAUAUGCAGAAAAAGAUUAUGAUGCUGCUAUUAAAAAAUGGACAACAGCAUUACCAAAAAUGAAAGAUAGUCGAUUACGUUUUUCUACACUUGGUUAUUUAGCAUUAGCAUCACGUGAUCGUGGACGAAAUAAAGAUUAUCUUGUUCAUGCUGUACAACAAAUUGAUAUUGCUCAUGAACUUGAAGAUAAUGUACUUCGUGCUCAAGCGUAUUUAAAUCUAUCACGUGCAAAUGAAAUGCUUGCUGAUUAUUUUAAAGCAGUAAGCUAUUCACGUUCAGCUAUGCAAUAUUCACCAACAGGAGAUUCUAUACAAGGUUAUGCUUUACUUGUUUCGGCUGAUUCUUAUAUAGGCUUAUGUAAUUUUCCCAAAGUACUUGAAUGUCUUGAUAAAGCGUUAAGUAUCUCACAUGAAUGUGAAGAUUAUUUAAUGGAAGUUCAAGUACUUGGUACAACUGCUAAGGUAUUUCUUGCGUUAAAAGAUUUUCCAAAAGCACUUGCAUUUCAACGUCGUGCACAUGAAUUAGCUUUAUCUAAUGCAGCUUAUGCCAGUGAACAAAAUGCUGAUAAUAGUUCUAAAUUUGUACGUUUAACGAAAUUAAAAUUAGCAACAUCAUUAAGACUUAUGGGUGAUUAUCCAGGUGCAACUAAAUGUAUUGAGGACGCAAUGCGUGCUGCAUCUAGUAUUGGUGAUCGACCUGUUCAAGCUAAAUGUCUUGUAUGUGUUGGUGAUAUUCAACGUUCACAAAAUAAUAAUGAGGUUGCUUGUAAAAAAUAUGAAGCAGCUAUUCAAAUGUUACAAGAUAUGAAUGAUAGAUAUAGUUCUACGCUAGCCAUGCUUGGUCUUGUCAAAACUUUAUUAGCACUCGGAACACAUACACAAAUGGCAUCUGAAAUUCUUGCAACAGCAUUAUCAACUUCAAUAUCAAUGGGAAAUAAGUUAAUGCAAGCACGAUGUCAUUUGUUAAAUGAGCGUAUACUUAUUUCCGAAAAUCAAUUAGAAGAUGCACGACAUGCAUUUAAUAUAGCACAUCGUCUUUAUCAAGAUGCUGAUCUUUUAUGUAAAAUUUGUGAAAAACCAAUGGGUAUGCAACCAGAUCAAAUUCAAGCUUUAACAUGUGCACAUAUCUUUCAUGAAAAAUGUAUUCUAGAUAUAUUAGAAAAAUGGACUUAUCAAGCACAAUAUUGUCCAAAAUGCGGUAAAAGUGUUUUAUAUAGUGCAAGUUAUAUUGCAUUAUGUUGUUCCUGA